GCUUUCAAAAGGGUGCUCAAGUACGACUUCAAGGUCUGACGGCUUCUGCAUGGAAUGGCAUGCGAGGAACCGUCGAAGGCUUUGAUAAGAGUAAAGGCGUUUUGGAAGUGGAGGUGAACGGUGUCCUCAAAUUGGUGAAACCAGAGAACUGCAUCGGGGAUGUUGGCACGGCUCAUAGUCAGGGUCCUGUCACUCCGGCACAGAUGAGGAUGCAGCUGAAUGCAGCGCAGCUCAAUCCUACAGGCCCACCAGCACCAGCAGGUCAUCAGCCAUUUUCGCGCAGUAGUGGUGAGCCCAAUUCACGCCACAGCAGGGCCGCGGGGCCGGCCGUGGGGCCGGCCGCGGGGCCGCGUGUUGACACCUCGCAGAUCCACAAGGUGGUCGCGAGGCCUAGCAGACCCAUUUAG
Messenger RNA from Durusdinium trenchii, 407 nucleotides. The record is from the annotation of a GenBank genome assembly. Lineage: Eukaryota; Dinophyceae; Suessiales; Symbiodiniaceae.